CACCAGCGAGAGGGCGAAGGAUCGCCUCGGUGUAAACAAUAACACGUUUUUGUGAGAAUAGGAUUGAAACUUUUUGUUGUCUUAAAAAUUAGCUUAAUUUUACGUAAAGUAUUAGUUAAAUUCUAUUGAUCUUAUGUUAAUAAAAGAUGAGCGCUGUACCGUCAAUCUUCGAUACUCCUGUUGUGGGCGGCGCCGCGGUGGGAGCAAGCAAGAGACCGGCAGCGGAAAAUGGGCCCCAAUCCGGUGAGAAACAGUCCAAGAAAUCCAAAAAGGCCAGCAAGAAGCAAUUGAUCGACCUGCUGGUGCAGGAACACGUUCGGGAGCUGAGUCAGAAUGAUUCCAGCGAAUCCACGACGGCUGGACCGUCUCCGAAGAAGAAAAAGAAGCAAAAAGCUUCCGCUGCUAAUGGAAAAGCUAAUCCUACCAAAAACGCUAAUGUCGUCAAGAAAAAGCCCAAAGCUGGACUUAAAAUAAAACUUCACGAAAAGCAAAAGUUACAGAAGAGUGCUGAGGCAAAGCAACAUGCCCCAGAUGCCCUAGUCGAAACUUCUUUCGAUGGUGAAUCGCUGAAAAACAAUUCCAACCACUCCACACCUGUGACCAAAAAUCCCAAGAAAAAGAACAAGCCAAUGCCUCAGCCAUUUGUUAUCGUCACUCCAAAGCUACCUAUCAAACAGGAACCACAAACCCCAAAGCCGAAUGGAAUGCAGGCGGCCAGGUCAACCCUGGACAGCACCGAAGUUGGCCGCGAACAGUUCGCUUGGGUAAUCAGUCCGACACCGGUGGACGAAUUUAUGGCGAAUUAUUGGGAAAAGAAACCUUUGCUGAUUCAGCGUAAGAACCAAGCAUACUACAAGAACCUGCUCUCGAGGGCUAAAAUCGAUGAAAUGCUACGGCAGCACAAUAUCGAGUACACCAAGAAUAUCGACGUUACCUCCUACCGCGAAGGUCAGCGAGAGACGCAUAACCCGGACGGACGGGUUCUUCCUCCUGAUAUGUGGUCUUUCUACGAAGAAGGUUGCAGCAUUAGAAUGCUCAACCCUCAAACCUACUUGCCAGGAGUGUACGAAAUGAACGUAAAACUUCAGGAGUUCUUCCAUUGCAUGACCGGGGCCAAUUUCUAUCUGACGCCUCCAAACAGCCAAGGUUUUGCACCGCAUUACGACGAUAUAGAGGCGUUCGUCCUACAGGUCGAAGGCCGCAAGCACUGGAAGCUGUACAGCCCGCGAGAACCUGCCGAAUUUCUUGCACGUGUAUCAUCACCGAAUUUCACACAAGAAGAGAUCGGCAACCCAAUCCUGGAAGUUGUUCUGGAACCCGGAGAUUUGCUCUACUUCCCACGAGGGAUCAUCCAUCAAGCUAGCACCGUCCCGGGUCAUCAUUCUCUGCACGUUACAAUGAGUGUCUAUCAGAAGAACUGCUGGGCCGAUUUGCUGGAAGUCUUCUUUCCGCAAGCGCUCGCUCAGGCAGCCGAAGCACAUUUCGAUUUGCGGCGGGGCAUCCCGUUGGACCUCCAUAACCACUUUGGCAUUGUGCAUUCCGAUAGCGAAACUCCCACUCGGAAGCAGCUUAUUACCCACAUCAAGGCCUUAGUCGAUAAAGUUUUCAGUGAAGAAGCCAUCGAUAGUGCAGUGGACCAGCUUGCCAAGCGUUUCCAGCAUGAUGCCCUCCCUCCGAUGGUAUCGCCCACGGAGCAAUCCAGCACGGUCUACGGGUCCAGCUUCGACCACAACCCGGACGGAACCGUUAGUCUUCGAGUGCCGUUUACCGAAAAUAGUACCGUUCGCCUGCUGCGCCGCAACGUGCUUCGAUUGGUAAGUGAAGAGGACAAACUUCGCAUUUACUAUCACACCGAUAAUUCACGUGAGUACCAUGAGUAUGAACCAAACUUCCUGGAAAUCGAUCAGGAUGGUGCGCUGGGUGUUGAACUGCUUGUUAAGAUGUAUCCACGAGCAGUGGCCAUUCGGGAUUUGCCCGUAGAAGAUAAGGUUGAGUUUGCCAAGAGCCUGUGGGAGAAGGGGCUGAUUGUUGUUCACGGUCAGUAAAUGUGUGAGGCCUUUUCUUGUAAAUAAUUAUUUUUUUCAUUGCAUUCAAUAUAUUUUAAUUGUUCAUCA
Messenger RNA from Aedes albopictus (Asian tiger mosquito), 2114 nucleotides. RefSeq names its product bifunctional lysine-specific demethylase and histidyl-hydroxylase NO66 (gene NO66). NCBI's taxonomy places the organism in Eukaryota, Metazoa, Arthropoda, Insecta, Diptera, Culicidae. The coding region runs from base 147 to 2045 and encodes 632 amino acids. The record is from RefSeq and is a predicted model, not a curated record. The transcript has 3 exons.